AUGAAGAUCCACCGCCAGGUGCUGCUCGCUUUCGCCCUGGCCGCCGCGGCCCAGCAGACGUCUCCUCAUCCGACGAUGCAGCCGCCGCUGCACACUUUCCCGCCCGUCGUCGACACCACCGGCUCGGCCUCUGCUUCUGCUGCAGGGACGAGCGCGACGUCCGCAUCGGGCUCCAGGUCGGCCGCGGCGACAGGCAGCACGAGGGCGUCGACUGGCCUGGCCGUCCCGACGGGCCAGGUCAAGAUUGCGCCUGUUCUGGGGAUCGCCGCCGCCGCCGCAGUGUUGGCGCUCUAG
This is a messenger RNA of Metarhizium album ARSEF 1941, 294 nucleotides long. RefSeq lists its product as uncharacterized. The coding region runs from base 1 to 294 and encodes 97 amino acids. Lineage: Eukaryota; Fungi; Ascomycota; Sordariomycetes; Hypocreales; Clavicipitaceae. The record is from RefSeq and is a predicted model, not a curated record. The transcript has a single exon.